AUGAGAAAGGUAUUGGAUGAAGCCAAGAAAUGCUAUGCGGAAGAAGUUGAUGAUCAGCUGAUUGAACAGAUGUUGGUGAUUGAUGGUUGUUUCAUACUAGAACUUCUCUAUGUUAAUUACCAUGGGAAGCCCAAUGAUGGCAUUGAUCCUAUUUUGGAUAGUAUUCUGAUGCCCAUCUACGUUCGACAUGACUUGCUACUGCUUGAGAGCCAGCUUCCGUUCUUUGUCCUCAACAAACUGUUCGACCUCACCGUGGCUCAUAUAGCUGGUGCACGGCAAGGAACUCUUACUGACUAUGUCAUUCCAUAUUUUGGUAACAUGUGGGAUUCAGGAAACAACAGAACAACACUACCACUACCACCACCACCAAAGAACAACGAAUAUUGUCAUAUCCUUCAUAUUCUACACAACCACUAUGCAAAACCACAAGAACAAAACCCAGGCAGCCUGGUCAUGCCUUGUGCAUCAGACCUCGAUUAUGCAGGAGUCAAGUUUAGAGUAGGUACUGAGGUCAGGUUUCAGAAUCCUGAAGGUCCUUUUGAUAGAGCUUAUUUUGAAAUCCCAAAGUUGAAGCUAUAUGACUCCUCCGAGCCAUUCUUGAGAAACCUCAUUGCUUUUGAGCAGUGUUGCCAUGGUGAUGUUAUCAAACGUUACUUCGCAUCGUAUGCAGUCCUUCUGGAUACACUCAUAAACACUCAUAAAGAUGUCCAAGUGCUUGAAAGGGCUAAAAUCAUAGAUAACUACUGUGUGAGUGAUUUUCUGACCACACUGUCAACUCAGUAUUCAUCUGGAAAGCAUUGGCAAAAUAGAUAG
Camellia sinensis is the source of this 813-nucleotide messenger RNA. RefSeq names its product UPF0481 protein At3g47200-like. Lineage: Eukaryota; Viridiplantae; Streptophyta; Magnoliopsida; Ericales; Theaceae. The record is from RefSeq and is a predicted model, not a curated record.